This is a messenger RNA of Lemur catta (Ring-tailed lemur), 1144 nucleotides long. It is a transcript of the gene GINS2, whose product is annotated as GINS complex subunit 2. Gene Ontology annotation, biological process: DNA replication; double-strand break repair via break-induced replication. The record is from RefSeq and is a predicted model, not a curated record. Gene Ontology annotation, cellular component: GINS complex; nucleus. NCBI's taxonomy places the organism in Eukaryota, Metazoa, Chordata, Mammalia, Primates, Lemuridae. The transcript is spliced from 5 exons. The coding region runs from base 85 to 642 and encodes 185 amino acids.
GGAAAGCGGCGGCCAUGGCUUCUCCUCUCGGAGGCCUCGGGGCCUGAGGGGCCCGCAGGUCCCGGGCCGGCAGUGUGCGCCGCUAUGGACGCGGCCGAGGUGGAGUUUCUGGCCGAGAAGGAGCUGGUCACCAUUAUCCCGAACUUCAGUUUGGAUAAGAUCUACCUCAUCGGCGGGGACCUGGGGCCUUUCAACCCUGGUCUGCCGGUGGAGGUGCCUCUGUGGUUGGCGAUUAACCUGAAACAAAGACAGAAAUGUCGGUUGCUCCCUCCAGAGUGGAUGGAUGUAGAAAAGCUGGAAAAGAUGAGGGAUCAUGAGCGGAAGGAAGACACUUUCACCCCAGUGCCCAGCCCGUACUACAUGGAACUCACCAAACUCCUGUUAAAUCAUGCUUCAGACAACAUCCCGAAAGCAGAUGAGAUCCGGACCCUGGUCAAGGACAUGUGGGACACUCGCAUAGCCAAACUCCGUGUGUCCGCCGACAGCUUUGUGAGGCAGCAGGAGGCGCAUGCCGAGCUGGAUAACUUGACCUUGAUGGAGAUCAAUACCAGCGGGGCUUUUCUCACACAAGCGCUCAAUCACAUGUACAAACUCCGCACAAACCUCCAGCCUUCCGAGAGUGCCCAGUCUCAGGACUUCUAGAGAGGCUGUGAUUCGUAAAGGUCUGGCGGCAGGUGGCUUGCUGGGGGACGUGACAGAGGUACUCGUGGUUCUGGAGCUCAAGAGACACUUUAGACCAUAUGAAAAACAUGUAUGAUGGUGCAAGGAAUACAUGCGUAACAUUGUUGGAGAAAUAAGUCGGAUUAGUCCUCAUCUCGGCUCCCUGGAAUGUUCUUUAAUUCCACAUCUAUUUCUAGAAGCCAGCUUUUCUUUCAUGGAAGAGAGAGAAAAGGUAUAGGCAAAUAAGUUAUUCUCCCAAGCAGAACUGUCAUGCAUAGGUGAGUGUUCAGUGACUGUGAGGUGUAGAUAUAGCAGGAGCGGCACUGUACCAACAGCUGUUUUCCCCCUUCUUGAUCCUGGUUUCUUGGGCUAAAUUUAGACUCCUACAGAGGUUGCUCACAGAGGAUGGCAGAUGGAGCAGCUAGUGAUGCUGACCAGUGCUUAUCUGCUAAGCUCCGAUCCACAAUAAAAAUGGAGCAACCCC